AUGGCGAAGAAGAAGAGUACGAAAGUGUUAGUGGAUACGACAAGCACUUCUGGAACGAAGGAAGCGUCAAGAUGCGGGAAUGUGGACCGCUUUAUGGAGAUCAGGAGACUCUUUACUGCAAUGCUGGAAAAGGGUACGACCUGGUACAGCCGGGAACGCGAGGGGAUCGUGACGAUCGAAAGGUUCCAGUCGGCACUGCUCGCCUUACGGGACGCUCAAGCGGUAGCUCAAAAUGGCAAGGAGGGAAAGGAGAAAUCAGUGCUGGCUGGACUGGCUGGCAAUGCGGGGAUGGAUCCGUGGCUGGCAGAGGAUUUGUACCAGCAGGUGCUGCAGCUGUCGGGUGGCUUCGAAGAGCUCUUGGUGGAGAUGUACGCGCUGCAAGCUCAGGCGAGAGACCUUGUAUUGGAAAGCUGUGGCGAUGACAGCCAAGUGCCAGUUGAACCGACUGCGUUGAGACCCGUGGACUACUUCCAAAUGAUGAAUCAGGAGCUGGCGACGUUCGAAGCAGAGUACCAGCACAUUGAAGCCCUGCUGCAUCUCAUUUCGUUCGAUAUAUCCACGGACGAGUUGCGCACUCUCGUCAUCUCGUGGAGUACCUCACCCUUCCUGGAUCCAGCACAGACUCGCAGCUUCCUUCAGCGACACCAACUCGCGCAGCAACUACAUGCAUAG
Molecule: messenger RNA, 672 nt
Organism: Peronospora matthiolae
Lineage: Eukaryota; Oomycota; Peronosporomycetes; Peronosporales; Peronosporaceae
Source: the annotation of a GenBank genome assembly